AUGUGUAUGCAAAUUUUUUACAUAAGUAAUUUCCGGAAAUGCAAUUAAUUCGGUACUAGUUUUACCACAGUCCGGGAUCAUGACAUAGUCUUGUGACAGCAAGCAGAUAAUAGUAAACAUUGAAACAGAAGGUAGAAAAGAUACAUCAAUACAAAAUGGAGAAUCCGAACAAGGAAGCACCUCCUGCCUAUCAGGAAGUAGCAGGUCAACAAGCAGGUGGAGGUUAUGGAGCUGUUCCCCAAGCAGCCCCUUAUCAGACAGGGUACCCCCCAGCUGGGGCCUACAAUCAGGGGUAUGACCCCUCCAAAGAGAACAGGGGCUACAACCAGCCAGCGUACCCAGCUAGUGGGCAGCCUGGGUACCAGCAACAGUAUGGAGUUGUAGUACAACAACAACCAGCAACACAAGUUGUGCUUGUCGGAGGCUGUCCAGCAUGCCGGAUGGGGGUGCUGGAGGAAGACUACACCUGCCUAGGCGUACUGUGUGCUAUUCUGUUUUUCCCCCUCGGAAUCCUGUGUUGUCUGGCCAUGAGACAAAGGCGGUGCCCAAACUGUGGGGCAGUGUUUGAUUAAGGGACCUUUGUUAUAGCAAUAAACAUCACACGGAAGCAAACAGACACCGAAAACUGACUUCUCCGACAACAAUCUGAGAUUCCGAGACCCUAAAAGUUACGAAAUUAUGAAUAAGAUUUAGCUUGUGGUAUUGAAGUAUACAGUAAUUUGGGUGUGUAAAAUUAAAACGUACAGUGUAUCAUCUAUUUCUUUCUUUACCAGAGCAUUUUGUAGAUUUAGUGAUCGAUGCCUAAAAUACCAUAAAAAUCAUGUACAAAAUGUUUGGGAAGAUAACAUUAUAGAAAUAACCACCUACCAGUUACUUUAUAGACAAACAAUUAUUAUAGCAGUACAUUUUUGAUGUGCUUUAAAUACUAGUAGAUGCUAAAGCUGAGGUGUGACUUUUCUGAAUUUUAAGAAAAAUUAUUCUAUUUAGAAAUGGGAUGAUCCAAUAUGAUAAUAUGUAUAUUGUUUGGGGCUUUGGGGAGAUUGAUAAUAUUUAUGCUGAACAAAUUACUAAUUCAGAGUCAUUGCUGAUAAUUAUUACACUAUACAAAAUAAUAAAGACCAUAUUUUCUCAGGCUACAACUGUAGUGUCUAUGUAUUUAUAUAGUUUUUCCUCCUAUUGAUUGUGUAGUUACAUGUAAUGUUGUGUAAUUAAUUACAUGUAGUGCUAUGUAACUUUUAAUUGCAUGUAUACUCUGCAAAGGUUAUUCAACCAUGUGUAAUGUAACUGUUAAGAAUAAUUGAAAAAUAUUGAUAAUAUUCAUUUUUGUUUUCAUUAAAAAGUAUUAUAUAUGAAUAAUUUACUGUUGUGAUCAUGUAAAAGGCAUGGAUAUAUCUGCAUUAUCGUGAAUAUAUUUGUGACACAUUAUAAAUGAACUUCAGAAUUCCUAUUAUUUAUUAUGCAUCUCCAUUAUUUGAAAACUCCAAAAGGGCUCGUCUGAUAGAAAUAAAUAUUUGAGAAGGCUUUUUAAUUACUAGAAAUUUGCAGGAAAAGUCAUCACUUUAUUUACAUGUUACUCAGGUGACCAUUAAGGCCCAUGGGCCUCUUGUUUACAUGUUACAAAUUUCCUGUGAAUAUCCCAGCAACUAUUUGAUAGUGGGAAAGGAUGAGAUAGUACACAAACACAUUUAUUUUUAGGAAAUGAGGAAGGCAUUUCUCAAUAUCUUUCAGCAGCUCUGGUAAUUAUCUCAUUGUUACAAGUAAUUUACAUCAACUUAUGAAGAUCCCUCUAUGCAUAAUAAAUUAGUCGGGAAAUGUAUACAGUGUAUUAGAUUCGCUUUUUAAGGAGCUAUAACACAUUGAUCAGCACAUUCAUGUAGAGAAGUAUAUGAUGCAUAUAAUAAAGACUCAGUUGUCUUAUAUUGGAAAUUGAGAUAUUGCUUCAUUAUUGGAAUAUUUUUGUAAAAUCGUGGAGAAAAAAUUGAAACAGAUCUGUAGGACUCUUAUGUACAAUCUACAGAUUACCAGCCCAGCACCUUAAUCCUCCAAGCUAACCAUACAGGCACUGAAUUUAUUAUUGCAUCAAUCUUGUACAUCUACUUCCUUUUGAAAAAAUUGUGAGGCUGUGCCACAGGCACUUAUAUCGAUUGGGGACGUUAUACGUGUGUAUGUAUAUAUAUAUAUAUAUAUAUAUGUGUGUAUGUAUAUAUAUAUAUAUAUAUAUAUAUAUAUAUAUAUAUAUAUAUACAUAUAUAUAUAUAUAUAUAUACAUAUAUAUAUAUAAAUUAAGCCCCCAAGUGAUAUAAGUGCCUAUGGGCUUUUAUCAUCACCUGUACAUGCACGUAUUAAAGGUAGCAGAAUCAUUUGUUAACUUAAUUGUAUUUUUUUUUCUCAUUUGAGUUUUGUCAUUGUUGUCACAUUUACAUUUUAUUGUACAAAUCUCAGCUGUUAUAUUUAAUAAAAGAUUGUGGUUCACUUGUA
Molecule: messenger RNA, 2478 nt
Organism: Ostrea edulis (European flat oyster)
Lineage: Eukaryota; Metazoa; Mollusca; Bivalvia; Ostreida; Ostreidae
Product: brain protein I3-like
Exons: 4
Coding region: 156-572 (138 amino acids)
Source: RefSeq, a predicted model, not a curated record